Molecule: messenger RNA, 495 nt
Organism: Fomitopsis serialis
Lineage: Eukaryota; Fungi; Basidiomycota; Agaricomycetes; Polyporales; Fomitopsidaceae
Exons: 4
Coding region: 1-339 (112 amino acids)
Source: RefSeq, a predicted model, not a curated record
AUGCACGUCAAGCUCAAAAAAUCGCGUCAACAUGUCUGUGAGGAGCUGCAGCAGUGGCUCGACGACCCCAAGAGCGCGAAGGCGGGCACGGGCGUAGGCCUGGAGAGCGGCCACAAAAUCAUCGAGAUCCUGAAGAAAAACCCGGAGAAGGAUCCGGAGAAGUAUGACGACGUGCGCUUACCCGUUCUGGUCUCUGUUUACACCGCCAGACACCUCGCGCAGGAGGACAAGCUCAAAGACACGAAGACGACGGAAGAGCUGGAGAAUACAAAGAGCACUAUCAGCCUCAAGAACUGGGGCACGUACGUACCAGGCCAGAGAUGUGCAGGCUCUGGUUGACAGGUUGGACGAUAGGACCCCAUCAAGACGCUCGAGGAGGAUAAGGGCACUGCCAAUGGUCAAAAUACAGACAAGAUCACCGAGCCGGAAGAGCAGAAGAAAGCCAACGGCACGACGCACGAUGAGGAGAUCCGAGAGGCACAGGCUGAUGGCAAC